GAAUGUUUUAUGUUUCUAGAAACAUGAGCACUGGCUGGUACGGGAAUUUGCAGGGCUAGAGUAUCUGCAUAAGGGGUGCAACCCGCCUCUGGUUCACAGGGAUGUGAAGACCACCAACAUCCUCUUAAAUGCAAAGAUGGAGGCUAGGAUUGCUGAUUUUGGCUUGUCCAAGGCCUUCGAAGGCGACAAUAACCAUGUGUCAACUACCACACUUGUUGGCACACCCGGGUAUGUCGAUCCUGAGUACCAGGCGACGAUGCAGGCAACGGCCAAGAGUGAUGUCUACAGCUUUGGUGUCGUUCUUUUGGAGGUAGUUACAGGGAAGCCAGCCAUACUACGGGAAGUUGUGUCCAUCAGCAUCAUCCAGUGGGCAUGGCAACGAAUGGCGCAAGGCAACAUUGAAAGUGUGGUUGAUGCAAGUAUGUGUGGAAUUUAUGAUGUCAACAGCGUUUGGAAGGUGGUGGAAAUUGCCCUAAAGUGCACUGAGUAUGCAUCGACACAUCGACCCACCAUGACCAAUGUGGUGGUGCAGCUGCAAGAGUGCAUCGAGCUUGAGGAGGGCAGCACCGUUGAGGACACAAAUGACGGCACGUACACUAGCGGUGGCAGUGACAACCCGAACUUGAGUUAUGAUCCUUACUUCGAUGAUCGGUCUAUUGAUAUGGACAAGAACAACAUUGCAUUUCAACCGGAACAUAAUGUUAAGAAGGUGCUUGCAAUGUCCACAGGUCCGGUUGCACGUUGA
Molecule: messenger RNA, 745 nt
Organism: Triticum aestivum (bread wheat)
Lineage: Eukaryota; Viridiplantae; Streptophyta; Magnoliopsida; Poales; Poaceae
Product: LRR receptor-like serine/threonine-protein kinase IOS1
Exons: 1
Coding region: 137-745 (202 amino acids)
Biological process (GO): protein phosphorylation
Molecular function (GO): ATP binding; protein kinase activity
Source: RefSeq, a predicted model, not a curated record